Molecule: messenger RNA, 2544 nt
Organism: Rhagoletis zephyria (snowberry fruit fly)
Lineage: Eukaryota; Metazoa; Arthropoda; Insecta; Diptera; Tephritidae
Product: glypican-4-like
Biological process (GO): regulation of protein localization to membrane; cell migration; regulation of signal transduction
Cellular component (GO): extracellular region; plasma membrane; cell surface
Source: RefSeq, a predicted model, not a curated record
AUUCCUGCACUGCGUGAGCGAGCAUAUGAAAGAACUGAAGCCCUUCGGCGAUGUGCCUGAUAAACUGGCUUUGCAGAUAAAGCGUUCUUUUGUGGCGACGCGCACCUACUGGCAAGCGCUGCACACAGCAGCUGAAGUGUCAAAGAAGUUAAUAAAUGUGCACCUCAAUGCCGAUUGCACGGCUGCGCUCACGAAAAUGCAACACUGUGGCGCCUGUAAGGGCUAUGCGCAGAAACCCUGCACAAAUUAUUGUGUUAAUGUGAUCAAAGGUUGUCUACAUUAUGUCAACGAAUUCGACUCGGAGUGGGAGAACUUUGCGGUAGCCAUGGACAAAGUGGCCGAACGUUUGCUGGGCUCAUUCAAUAUUGUGAUGGUCGUUGAGCCGAUUAAUAUCAAAAUUUCCGAGGCGAUUAUGAACUUUCAAGAGUCCGGCCAAUCCAUCACCUCGCGUGUUUUCGAGGGCUGCGGUCGUCCAACGCUGGGUCGCACGCGUCGCUCAAUCAAUCCUAAGUUCACACAACGCACAUCCGCUCCACUUGCACGGCAACGGCUUUCUUCUGUGAGCCUAAGCAGUUCAGAUUCGAAAGUGAUACGUAAGCGCGCCACCUUGGAGGUACCAACAGAACAAAUCGAAUCCGAUAUUUUAGAUAUCGAUGCCGACGUUGAUGAUGCAAUUGUGUUGCGGGAACGGCGCGCCGCUGANGACUUCAAUGGGCGCGAUCCGAAUCUCGAUAAGCUGGUGCGCGAGAUUAGACAACGCGUGAAAGAAUCAAAGAAAUUCUGGUCGAAUUUGCCGCAUCAGAUUUGCAGCAAUGACGAGAUCUCUACAUCGUCGGACGUGGAUGGCAUGUGCUGGAAUGGAAACACAAUCGACAGGUACAUGCACCCCGUAACCACCGAACAGACCCGCAAUCCUGAAUUCCCUGGCAAUCCGGCGUCAACACGUCAGAUCUCGCAAGUUGCGACACAACUCUUCUACCUGAAGAAUGUCAUUAAUCAUCUGCGUAAUGCCUACAACGGACAAGAUGUGGAAUGGAGUGAUCAUGAAGAUGCUAUCGAUGGCAGCGGUGCUGGUUCAGGUGCUGGCAGCGACGAUGAGGAUGACGACGAGGGAUCUGGCCUAAGCGGUGGUCCGUUUACACCCCCCCACCUUAAACCUACCGAUCGUCCGUCGGUGCCAGCGAACAACAUCGAUGACGAGGAUGGAGAUGACGUAGAAGAGCGUCGCAUUACGGACACUUCACACACAACGCGCCCCAAAUACCCUGGUAGUACGAGUGGUGGUGCCGCCGCAGGCGGUGAUACGAACUCCAUUGAGGAAGAAGAGGAAGAUGAUGACGACGACGACGAUGAUUUGGAUGCGGACAAGGACAGUGGGAGUGCGGGCGCGAAGACGGCGCCUAAGAUGACAUUGCGCCGUGCGCUGCUGAUGUAUCUACUGCCGCUGUAUAUGGCGUGGUUUGGUGGCUGUGUUGCCGAUAUGCUGUGAUUCGUUGUUGUUGCUGUUGCUUGAGGCAAAUAAAGGACCCUGACUGGUUUAGAGGCGUAGGGGAUGUGCCGAAUUUUUUGAAUUCUAAAAAUUGUUUAGGUAGUGAUUAAGCGGUAGCCGGUUUUGUAUGGCUGAUGAGGUUAUUGAUGAUAAGUAGGAAAGUGCAUGGCAUGCAUUUCGUUGCAUAAUUUUAGGCGCAUAUGCUCUUUGCAGUUAGAGCGAUUUAAAUGCCCAGUGGCAUUGAGUGUGUGGCAAGUUUUUGGCAAUGUAAUGAGUUUUAACUAUCCUUUUAGGCGCUUCUUGAGAAUAUGUACGUUUUAUGCGUUGCGAAUAAACUACUUUUACUAAAAAUGUUCACUACUUUUAGGCGCAGCCAAUUUUCUAGUUUCCUAAGUUUGCCAAUUUAACUGCAUGCCUUUUUGAAACUACUUUCUAUUCCUCAAGACUUGCUUGAUUUACUACAUACGCUUAACUCGUUUUUACAGGUUGAAUUUCAAAACUUGAAUGUUUAUGAAAAUUUUCUCUUUAGAGAUAUGUACGUAAAAUUUCUUUGUAGCAUACUUUUAGUGCUUCAACCAACUCAAAUCUCGAACAAAUACCCAGUAACGAAAUAUGCUGAAUAAAAAUCUACUUUUAGGCGCAUUUCUAUGAAAAUAUUUUUUACUAAUUUAUGCACAACAAAACAAUUGCAAGAACAAACAUAGAUUUAUCAUUACAAGCGAAUAAUUUAAAAAAUGAACUUUAAGCGAAACAAAUCAUUUAUAUACGUAAACAAUGUAGCAGUUAUAAAAAAUUAGUUAGCUAUUAAGCACAAAGUAAUACAUAAUUAAAACAAAAUUAAUACUUACAUAGGUACAUAUGUAUGUACCAGCAGUUAAUAUUAUAAAAUUAUAACAAAAACGACAAACAAAUGUGUAUGUAAAGCCGCGUGUAUAACUUAUAUCAAUGUAUGUUUGGAUGUGUAGAACAAGUGUUUGUAAUUGAAAGAGUGUUGCUAACCGUGAGUCUGAACUACCGUGCGUGUGUGUGUUUCGAACUUUUUUUUUGUAACUCUU